This is a messenger RNA of Eutrema salsugineum, 3210 nucleotides long. Its product is annotated as separase. The transcript has 8 exons. Gene Ontology annotation, molecular function: cysteine-type endopeptidase activity. NCBI's taxonomy places the organism in Eukaryota, Viridiplantae, Streptophyta, Magnoliopsida, Brassicales, Brassicaceae. The record is from RefSeq and is a predicted model, not a curated record. Gene Ontology annotation, cellular component: mitotic spindle; centrosome; nucleus. Bases 135 to 2972 code for a protein of 945 amino acids. Gene Ontology annotation, biological process: proteolysis; meiotic chromosome separation.
AACUAAAGUGUAAAAGACUUGAAAAUGAGAUGAUGAGCGACAGAGAGUGUAGACCUUCUCUAAUGUGCAUCUUCUUCUAAGUUCUCAAUUAGAGGGGGAUUACCAAAAUUUUCACAAAUUCGAAACCAAAAAAAAUGGCGGCCACUGAUGAAGUCCGUCUUCUUUCUCUCAUCGAAUCCUCCCACGCCGGCGAUGUCUUCUCCUCCUUCUCCGAUUACCUUCGACCUUUCUCUGCUCUAUCAUCGACUUCCCGGAAACAAGACCGAACAGUUACGGUUCGAUCCCUCGGCAAGCAAUUCCUUCCUUUCCUCAACAAAUCGAUCUCGCUCUUCCCCAAACGGCUCUCCGUCGCCGCGAAUCCCGACAAGGAAGCUCGUGAAUCGGCCGGAGAUCUGUUCAGGGCGUACGAACUCUGCUUGGAUUGCCUUGAAUCGUUCUCCGCUCAGUUAGCCUGCAAGCCCCAUACAGUUCAGCUUCAGAGGCUGCGAAUGAUUUACUGUCUCGAUGCUUGGGGGUUUUAUGAGCGUGUUAGUGCCCAAGCGUUCAAGGUUCUGGAGAGGCUAAGAGGCUCCGGUAUUAGCUCCCGGAAGUGCCGGUUGUUGCCGGAGGUUCAGGACGGAGAGGCGGAGCUUGCGAUGGUUAUAGUAGAGGCUGUGGCGGCUGUCUUCAAGGCUAUUGGAAUGGCCCUUCAAACAGAUGAUAAGCCGUACAGAACAGCCCUUCUCUUGCUCGAGGAGGUCAGAGCUUGGUUCAGGGUCUUAGAUGCCAAGGCGUAUGAGAAAUUGCACAGAGUGCUCGUGACAAAUCUGGGUAAAUGUGCUCUUUCUCUGGUUAAAGAGGCUGAGCGUUUUGAUGGGGAUUUCGUGCGUUCUUUCUGUGAUUCAACUGUGAAGGAACACUAUAAAUUUGCAUUGUCAAAAGAUCGAAUUUAUAAGUUUGCUCGUGAGGUGCUUUCUGUUCUGUUCGGAUUGAAGGAUAGAAGAAUGUCAGUGACCAUUGACAUUUCAAUGUCUUUGUUGCGCAGCUUAACUUGCCAAUUCGUGGCUGAUACUAAUGAGGAUUUAAUGGAGUUUGUUGACCUAGUCUCUUAUUGCGCUCACAAAGUUCGAGCAGCCGGAGACAUGUACUGUGGAAAAGUUUCAAAAUAUUUAAAUGAGAUGGCAGCUAACUUCUCCGAGGCAAUACCACAACUUAAUCAGAUUCUUAGACUUUAUUCGUCCGGGCUGUCCAUCACGGUUUACGAUUCCACGUUUGGAGAAAGUAAGGUUAAAGAUGCAACAGAUGAUUGGAAGAUUCAAGCUUUGCUUGAUGAUGAGGCUAGGUGGCAAAGCUUAGUUUCUUUACUCGCCAUGGUUGAUAGUUACUCAGGUGCUGUACGCAAUCAGACUGAUGGAUCAUUGAUUGGUGGACAUAAGAACUACAACAAUAAAACGAAUGAUAGCUGUAAAAACAGAAACAAGAAGACUUGUUGGCCACAGUAUGUAGAUGCCUUGAGUUUCUUGUGCCAACCGCUUGCGGACUUGAUAAAUUCAGUGAAAAGAAAGAUUGUUUUGAAGUCAGAAAUGCCCUGCGCUUCGGCUCACCUGUCUACUAUUCAUGAUGUUUUUCUCCAAUAUUGUGAUGGUUGUCUCUUCCUUCAGAGAUGCCCGUCUGACACGGGAGGUAGAGCAACUUACAAUAACAAAGCUUUGUUAAACGUGGCUAUGGCUGCUUUCAUUAUCUCACUGAGAACCCAGCUUAAAUUGGAGAUCAGUGCACAUCUAGUUGAGGAUGUAAUUACCAGUCCAUGGAUCCGAUCUCAAGAACUCAAGUAUCUAUUAGCCUCGCUAUACAAUAUUGGUGUCGUUUUGUACAGAAAUAAGGAACUAGAAAAGGCUUGUGAGGCGCUCAGGCUUUGUUCCAAGGCAUCAUGGAGAUGUGUUGAACUACAUUGCCAGAUGUUUGAAAUCGUCAGGCCGAGCACAGAGAUCGUCUCGGAGAAACUGAAGAGGAAAAUCGCCAAGAGCAAUAAGAGAAGAAGAAGAAGAGGGAAAGAAGAUAAAAGAGGACUCUUUGUGUUUCCCCUUCAAUCUCUGGUCACAGGAGCUUCGUACUCUUACUCGUGGAUGAGUUUAGCCCAAGAAAACGAAUGGCACGUGUUGCUCGACACCUCUGCUUUAGGUUCCAAAGACAUGGAGACUUUAGGUCUCUCUCUGUUUCAGCCAGAUUUCCUCAUCUGUUCUUUUACAGAGGUUUUAGGAAAAGACGAUCCUUCCGGUUUCGGUUGCUUGUUCAUAAAGAAAUCUAGCUCUCAAGCUUUGUCAGAAGCACCUGAACACGUCACGAAUCCGGCGAAUCUCACGGCGUUAAAAGCCGAACCAGCUUGGAAAACUGAAAAUGACGAGAUUACCCUUGGAAAAGGUUACGAGGACCACAAGGCGUCUACUUCUGCCACUGAAAUCGAAGAAGAUGAUAGAGCAAUUAUUGAGUUUCGAGGUUUAGACCACGCAGAUUCUCUGGGGCUGAUACUGAUCAGUCGUAGGUUAAAGUCGUUGACUUUGUGGCUGGUUCGAGCCUUGAUGACUCUGAAACACCCUGGGUCUCAUGAAACAGAGAUGCCUCUGGUCAAAAUCUGCGGGCCCAAGACGAGAACGAAUCGAGGACCGUCGAUCUCGUUCAACAUUUUCGACUGGCAAGGAGAAAAGGUCGAUCCUUUAGUGGUGGAGAGGCUCGCGGAGAGGGAGAAGAUAAGCUUGCGAUGCGCGUAUUUGCAGAAAAUUAGGAUCGGGAAAAACAAGAGAAGAAGCGACGACGAGAAACAGAACCUGAUGAGUUUGAGAGUGUCAGUUGUGAGUGUUAGGUUAGGGUUUAUGACGAAUUUCGAUGAUGUUUUUAGGGUUUGGGGAUUUGUGUCGAGGUUCUUAGAUGCGGAUUUCGUGGAGAAAGAGAAGUGGAGAAAGAAAGCUCUUGAGCAAAUACAAAUUGCCAAUUAAACGAUUCUAAAUCCGUAUGGUUGAACAUUCAACAUUUCGGAUAUGGAUUCGGUUACCUUAAACCGUGGAUCGAUUAAGCAUUCUAUUUUCUUUCGGUUGGUUUAGUUUGGUUCAUUUUGGUUGAUACUUAGCUUGGUUUCGGUUUGGUUUGAGAAAACCCGAAAUCAGACGUAGUACAUUAUAUGUCUCAUUAAUAAAACAAUAAAUAAAUACAAAAAUGUGACCAGAUUAAAAAAAA